AUGCCGGCGAUGAUAGGUGGAUCUGGUAAUUGGUUUGUUCCGAUUCUGAUAGGUGCACCUGACAUGGCAUUUCCGCGAUUAAAUAAUAUUUCAUUCUGGUUGUUGCCACCAAGUCUCUUGCUCCUAUUAAGCUCAGCCUUAGUAGAAGUGGGUAGCGGCACUGGGUGGACGGUCUAUCCGCCCUUAAGCGGUAUUACCAGCCAUUCUGGAGGAGCAGUUGAUUCAGCAAUUUCUAGUCUUCAUCUAUCUGGUGUUUCGUCGUCCCAGACCAUUAGCUCACUUUCCUAUUAUAGUUUAAAACUCAAGCAUCAUCCCUCCAUAAAACCGCUACUAGAAGGUGGGACUGUGAUUCAGUAUGGGGCUCGAACAUUGAAUGAAGGUGGUGAAAUAACUGGAGUUGAGCAAUCUUCCUUUAGUCAUAAUUGUUCAAAAGUAAGCUAG
Hibiscus syriacus is the source of this 441-nucleotide messenger RNA. RefSeq names its product cytochrome c oxidase subunit 1-like. Lineage: Eukaryota; Viridiplantae; Streptophyta; Magnoliopsida; Malvales; Malvaceae. The coding region runs from base 1 to 441 and encodes 146 amino acids. Gene Ontology annotation, molecular function: cytochrome-c oxidase activity; heme binding. Gene Ontology annotation, cellular component: membrane. The transcript has 2 exons. The record is from RefSeq and is a predicted model, not a curated record. Gene Ontology annotation, biological process: electron transport coupled proton transport; mitochondrial electron transport, cytochrome c to oxygen.